This is a messenger RNA of Botrytis deweyae, 2175 nucleotides long. RefSeq lists its product as uncharacterized. The coding region runs from base 1 to 2175 and encodes 724 amino acids. Gene Ontology annotation, biological process: pseudouridine synthesis; box H/ACA snoRNP assembly; ribosome biogenesis. The record is from RefSeq and is a predicted model, not a curated record. Gene Ontology annotation, cellular component: sno(s)RNA-containing ribonucleoprotein complex. Gene Ontology annotation, molecular function: RNA binding. The transcript has a single exon. NCBI's taxonomy places the organism in Eukaryota, Fungi, Ascomycota, Leotiomycetes, Helotiales, Sclerotiniaceae.
AUGAGUAAUUCUGACUCCAUUCCGUCAAUUCCUCCGCAAGAGGAGAAGUUCCAUCUCAAAGGGGAGAGUGAAGAAUCUGCCUCAUCUCCAUCCACUCUCUCCAAUAUACCUGGGCUGGGACGACUUGGAAAUGCGCCAAAGUCUGAGAAUCCAACUCCAACAGCGGAGACCGACCUCGCAGAGAUUCACUUAAAAGCAUCGGUCACAUCACAAGAUAAAUUGCCGGAGAGCAGUCAUGAUCAACCCCUGGAAGAUUUCAAGAUGGCGGAUGCUGAACCUCUACUUCAAGAAUCUGCGACUUCUGUGACCACUGAUGCGACUUCAGAAAACCUUCCAGAAAUCAAGAGUGAAAUUUCACAGAAGACGGGGGUUAUCAUCGAGCAAAAAGAAGGUCAAAAUAGUUUGGAGAUUGAACAAGCGCCUCUAGAACAAGCCAAAAUGAACACGCAAGACGCCAACAACGACGCGAUGGACAUUGCGCCGUCACAACCUACCGCAGACCUUCAUGUUGAACAAGGGAAAGAGAUGCCGCUGAAAGAUUCAUUAGGACAAUCUAGCACUAUUGAUAUUCAAGUACCGGAGACCCAUGCCAAUCAACCAGAUUUGACCCAUGCUUUGGAGGCGAUGCUAGGAGGCCUGCUACAACCUGCGACUGUGACUGCAGAUGUUGCAACGAACAAUGCAUCCGCAGCACUAGCGACAGAAGAGGAACACCCAGAAUGGGAGGUUGACUCAUCUCCAUAUGAGUCUUCGUCCGAUUCCUCAAGUGAUAGUUCAUCCGAGGAUGAUAGCGAGGAGGAGGAUGGAGAAAAUGCCUACAAAUUAUUAAGUCCCGAAGAACAAGCAAGAAUCUUAAUGACGGAGAAUGAUGGGGGUUCAGAUGAUGAGGGAGUGGCACGUGGGGAAAAGCGCACCGGAGGCCACCUACGUACGAAGAACGAAGUUCCGGAAGAGGUGAUACCCAAACCAGAUGUCACGAUAACGCCUGAGAUGCCUAUCACAAAAUUGGGAGAUGUGGAAGGAGUGGUGGACAAUAUCAUUCUCAUCAAAGCUUUCACAAGUGGAGAAUAUCAAGUACUGAGAGAAGAAUCUGUGCUAUGUUUACAGGAUCGCAGCGUUAUAGGUGUAGUGUCGGAAACGUUGGGCAGAGUGGAACAACCAUUGUAUUGUGUAAGAUUCACGAAUGCAGCUGCAAUUGCCGAAGCAGGACUGUCUGUUGGAACUACGGUGUAUUAUUCUGAACAGCAUUCAACGUACGUCUUUACACAAGCUUUGAAAGCAUACAAAGGUACAGAUGCUUCAAACUUGUUUGACGAAGAAGUUGGCGACGAGGAAAUGGAAUUCUCUGACGAUGAAAAAGAGGCUGAGCAUAAGCGAAUGAUAAGGCAAAAGAGGGCAGAGAAAAGAGGUAUUAAGACUCAGCAGAAUGGCAGUAAUACACGUGGUGGGCAUGCUUCGCAAAAUACAUAUACCCCUGUUAACAACAACGCCGUGUUGAACUACGACGAAGCCGAGGAUGGCCCUUACAAAACCCUUACUAGACCAGUUGGAUUUACUGGGGGGGCAAGUGGUAGUGAAGCUCCUCAAGAGGGUUCGCAUUACAACAGAUCAAGUCAACGUGGCGAUCAUGGAGGUAGGGGCAGAGGAAGAGGUCGUGGAGACAGAGGCAGAGGAGAUUGGGGAAGAGGCCGAGGAAGAGGGGGCGGACGUAAUGAUCGAAACACCAGUUCUCAUGAUAAUUCAUUGCAAGCAAGCCAUGCAUUGCCCCCUUCUAUUCCAAGUCCGGGGGCAUUCAACUCUCAAUCAGCUUCAUUACCCCCAAAGCCUAACUUUCCACCUCCGCCACCUUCGAAUAUUUACAGCAAUCAAAAUCAGCCACAGCAAUAUCAACCCCAGCCAUCACCACAAUACCCAUCUCAACAACCUCCAGUAUGGCCAAUGUACCCGCAAGGUUAUCAACAACCGUAUCAGCAACCAUACCAACAGCCUCAACAACCCCAACAACCUUUUGCUCAAGCACCGAACCCUUGGGCGGGUAUGCCUCCUCCUCCUCCCUUGCCAGCAGGUGCAUUCAUAAAUCCGGCAUUCUUCGCUCAGCAGAAUGGGGCAAACCAAAACGGAGCAAAUCAAUGGACUCAUCCUGGCCAGCAAAAUGGGAACGGAGGUGGUAGAUAA